CUUCAAUAGGAGUGUACACAACACACAAACAUAAUAUUUACAUAAAUACAUGAUACAAUUUCGGAUUACAGUGGCGUAAUAUUUCAAUUUCGGUAACUUUUGUAAUUUUAUACUCUGAUCUGGCAUGUCUAGCCAACAGUCUGCAGUGAACACAAAGAGAUGGGCCCUCAUCGCAGCCGGUCUGGGAUUGUUUUACGUCCUGGUGCGUCACAGGCAAUCUAUGUUGGGCCUGUUGCGUGGCAAGUUGUUUGUUGGCAGUUAUCAGUCGCUGCAGCACAAACGCAUCGAGGUCAUUAGCUCCAUUCAUGAAUCACAGCGCAUAUUGAACGAGCUUAAAAAACACUGUCAGUCAUUCAAAGUGCUGGGAUUUGACUGCGAAUGGAUCACAGUGGGUGGAAGCCGCAGGCCCGUGGCCUUGCUGCAGCUGAGCUCUCAUCGGGGCCUCUGUGCGCUGUUCCGACUGUGUUGCAUGAAGCAGAUACCCAAGGAUCUGCGUGAACUGCUCGAGGAUGAUGAAGUCAUCAAGGUGGGAGUGGCUCCACAGGACGAUGCCAAGAAACUAUCGCAUGACUACGGUGUCGGCGUAUCCAACACUUUCGACUUACGUUUCAUGGCCAUAAUGGCCGGCCAUCAGGCGGAGGGAUUGGGCAAACUGGCAAAGACUCAUCUUAACUUUGUGCUGGACAAAAACUGGCGUCUUGCCUGCUCCAACUGGGAAGCUACGCAGCUGGAUUCAGCGCAGUUAAACUAUGCUGCCAAUGAUGCACUCGCCGCGGUCGCAAUUUUUCAGAAGCUAUCGAGAGAUCUGGAGCCCAGAAGCUUUUUGAAUUGGCGUCCCAUAGAAUUCAAUCAGAUACGACCAAAAAUUGAACCUUUUCUCGACGUGGACUUUACAAGAGGUUACGCCGCCGGCAUAUCAAAUAAAAGUGUUUCCGUUUCCUCCUCACACCCGAUGACAACCAAAGUCAAACAAGAAAAGACUCUGUCAAAAAAGAAACAACAAUGUCGUAAUCUUGGCACUCAGUCCAAAGUAUUUUAUGACAACUGCCUUCUGGAGGCGCCCGACGGCGAGCUGCUCUGCACGAUUGAUCGCCGCAAAGCCUCCUGGUACCUCAAUCAAAAUCUGGGAGCUCAGAUCAGCGAACAUCCGUUCACAGUCCGUCUAAACUUUGAGCCUGCGGGUCGAGCAGUCGGCGAUGUUGGCCGUUAUUAUCAGACGCCCAAGGAGAAUCAGUGUGUGGUCUGUGGCCGUCGGGAUGCCUACAUACGAAAGAAUGUGGUGCCUCGCGAGUACCGAAAACACUUUCCCGUGGUCAUGAAAUCGCAUACAUCUCACGACAUCCUGUUGCUAUGCCCCAACUGCCAUCAACUGAGCAACAUAUCGGAUAAUAAGAUCCGCAAUAGACUGGCUGUCUCCUGUGACGCCCCCUUUAAGCACAGAGACGGCAUGGUCAAGUACCAUGAUGACCAGCAGCUGAGGAGCGUCAAAUCAGCUGGCAAAGCUCUUAUGCAACAGAAUGAUCGUAUUCCAUCCGAGAAAGUGGCCCAAAUGCAGAAAACCAUUUUGGACUACUACGCGGAGGAGAAACAAAUCACAGAGGAGCUGCUGAAAAGGGCAGCCGACAUAGACUGCAAAGUGGAGAAUGAAGACUUCUGCCAGCAUGGCAAAAAGGUGGUCGACAUGUAUCGAGAUAAGUUCGGUGGCCUGAUUGAGCUGGAACGCAUUUGGCGGGAGCAUUUCUUAAACACAAUGCAGCCCAAGUUUCUACCUGAACUCUGGAAUGUGAAUCACAAUGCGGACCGCUUGGAGGUGCGGGCGAGUGAGGGACGCGUCGACAAUGCAGAUUUGGUUGUGGCAGGUCUGGAAUCAGUUGUGAAUUGCAGUGACAUAAGUAAAACCUAGCAGUGUUUUUGUCUGUUCUUUCGUAAUAUAUUUUAUACUUGUUUAAUUAAAAUAAAUGUAUUGGCAUUUGAAUUUGCUACGUAUAUAA
Molecule: messenger RNA, 1991 nt
Organism: Drosophila innubila
Lineage: Eukaryota; Metazoa; Arthropoda; Insecta; Diptera; Drosophilidae
Gene: Exd2
Product: exonuclease 3'-5' domain-containing protein 2
Exons: 3
Coding region: 125-1903 (592 amino acids)
Biological process (GO): nucleobase-containing compound metabolic process
Cellular component (GO): nucleus; cytoplasm
Molecular function (GO): 3'-5' exonuclease activity; nucleic acid binding
Source: RefSeq, a predicted model, not a curated record